CAACGACGACGUUGCGUCGUCAACAGCGGCUCGACAACUUUGGAUUAGUCUUCGAGUGUUGAUCAUAGCGAACGCACCUGCGCGCGGAUCGUGCUUUUCAGUCUCCACAGUGCAAUUCUCUACAAAUUAAACCCAAAAAAUAAAUAAAUUUCAUGAAAAAGUGCCACAAUAAAACUAAAAAAACAGAAAAAAAACUCAAUAAACCAAAACUUGUUCACAUCAACUGGGAAUACGAGUAAUCUGGCCAAGUUAAAAUUCAACAGAGCCUCAGGCGCUCUAUAAAAUUGUUUUGCUGGUGAAGGUCUGACGGCAUGUGAGUAGCAAACCCGGCACUAGAAAUGCCCACGGAUAGCACAGGGAGCGAGGGAGGCGGAGGCGGAGGUGGAGGCGCCAUUCCCAUGCUGCGCGCCUCUCGCAUGGAUCAGUUUAUGUCGACGGUGGCAGCGGUGGCAGCUGCAGCAAGUGGUGGCUCCACUGGUGGUUCAGGUGGGGUCACCACUGCAGACGGAUCGUCAAGUGGCGGCGAUUCGCGUAAUUCAUCAGCUAGCAGGAUCUCGGCAGCAGCAGCUGCCUACGAAACCCAAUUGGCCUAUCAACAGCACUUGGCGGCCUCGGGGCUGCACGGGGGACCCCACGGACCGGGGGGAGGACCGCAUCAUCGGGAGAUUUCGGCAUUUGUGCCGGUGCUGCCCACGCGGCAAGCUCUCGAGGCAAAGGCGAGAGUUGGCAGCAACUCCAACUACGAGAUCAUUGCCAUGAUGGCGGACAAGCGGAAAGAGUUGGCGCUACGCGAAGCAGCGGCCGCUGCUGCCAUGCUGGGCAGAGCAGGUCCACCGGGUGGACCGCCACCGGGAGUGCUGUAUGCCCCGCCACCACCACCGCCAUAUCUUACCGGACCCGGCCCCUCGCCCACCGCCCCCGGCAGUUUUCCCUUUCCGCCCGGAGCGGCCACAGCGGCGGCUUUAUUCCCGCCCGGAUUGGGUCCGGGCAUGCACGCCGGCCUGGACAGACGCCUCCUGCGUGCACCUGGUCGUGCCUCAAGGCCCAAGAAGCAGUUCAUCUGCAAGUUCUGCAAUCGACAGUUCACCAAGUCGUACAAUCUGCUGAUUCACGAGCGAACACACACCGAUGAGCGACCCUAUUCCUGUGAUAUUUGCGGCAAGGCUUUUAGGCGACAGGAUCACUUGAGGGACCACAGAUAUAUACACUCGAAGGAGAAACCGUUCAAGUGCACGGAAUGCGGCAAAGGAUUCUGCCAAUCCCGAACUCUGGCCGUGCACAAGAUCCUGCACAUGGAGGAGUCACCACACAAGUGUCCCGUGUGCAGUCGCAGCUUUAACCAGCGCUCGAAUCUGAAGACCCAUCUGUUAACCCACACGGAUCACAAGCCCUACGAGUGCUCCUCCUGCGGCAAAGUCUUUCGGCGCAAUUGCGAUCUGAGGCGCCACGCUUUGACGCAUGCUGUCGGGGAGGUGAACAGUGCCGACUAUGUGGAUGUUGGGGAGGAGGACGAGGCACGUCAUCUCAGCGGGGAUGAGGAGGAUUCGUUGCUGGAGGUGGACUCGCCACGUCAGUCGCCUGUGCAUAAUCUUAGCGAGAAAUCGGAGAAGGACGAAGCGGAACGCAUGCGUCUCAAGAGAAAAGCAUCCGGCAGCAACAGUAACAACAACAGUAGUGUUAGCUACGAUCAGGAGGACAGCGAGGAGGAGUUCGAUGACUACGACGAGGAGGAGGAUCUCCAGGAAGCCGGAGGUGCCUUGGAUCUCGCUGAGGAUGAGGACUUGGAGGCGGAAACCGAAGAGGAAAAGGCCGAAGCUGCUUUGGUGGCACGUUUCAAGGCAGGACAGGCUUCAACCUCCAGCACAGCUGCCAAGCCCGAACGUCAGGGGGUGACCCACUGUCACCACGAGGGGGGAGAGACGUACACCAUGCGUCCCCAUGGCGAGCGUCCUCUGGAGGAGCCUCACCUCUCAGCAGUGGGAGCAACUGCAGCAGGCGUGCCUUCGUUUAUGCCCAGCUUACGCUAUGCACCACCCACUGCACCACCUGGACAGGCACCAGGACCAGCACCACCACCGUCGGCACCACAUCAUGCCCAUCACGCGCAUCUGUUGCCACCCGGCAAUGGAGAUCCCUAUUUGCCCAUGCUCCAUGUGCGCCGUGAUUUGCACCACAAAACGCUGAACCUGAGCAAAGCAGCUCUACCCACUCCACCCAGCAUUGUUACUAGCAGCAGCAGCAGCACCACCACCACCAUUGAACCAUCGAGGCCGCCAUCGCAACCACUGCAUUCGCCGCAUGAGGCGAUGCCCAGUUUCCUUGGAUCGAUUCCCGUACGGAAGAGAAUAUUGCCACCACCACCGCCUCUGGUGGAUCUGGUGGAUCAUCAGCGUUCCUUUCUGGAGAAUCAGAGCAUCUAUGCCCUGAACAUGUCGCGUCAUCCGCCCAGACAGCUGCUCUGCAAAUCGUCGGCAACGGAAACGGAAAAGGAAGCGGUUCCUGCACCGCCACCACCACCGCCAGUUGUGGCACCUGCGGCACCACCAGCAGCAGCGGCAGCACCACCACCACCUGCUCCUGCACCGCCGCGUCGCACCGGCUUUAGCAUUGAGGAUAUAAUGCGACGCUGAAGAUGGAUGUCCACAUUUUAGUACACUAAGAAUAGAUUGUUUUGCGGGCUCGAAUGCUGAGCCUGGAGUGGGUUUUUACAUGGAUUCCACAUUGGCAACACCUAGCCAACAGAUUUAUUGUUAGCCCGCAUGCUAUUUAGCCAUAAGUGCACUUUUAGUACAUUUUAGUACAAUGUCUGUCUAGGCAAGGCAAUAAAUAUAACUGUAGUUUCUAGAUUAGAAUUUUAGUACUUUGAUUAUAAAUUGAGAAACGCGUUAAAAGUGCCACAGUUUGUUUUGUUGCAUUUGAAGUGACGAGUGACGUUUAAUAUUAUGCUUUUAGUACAUUUAGUACAACUUAAGUCUUAGCUAUGUUAUAGAAUAUGUGCUUUUAGUACAUUUACUUUUAGUACAUUAAGUACACGCACAGAUAAAGACACCAUUUAGAUCAUCUUAGUUUUUAAUUCGAGAGUCUAUCCAUUAGUUUAGUCCAACACGAAGUGUUGUUGUUUCUUUAUUUUAGUAAUUAACAACAAAAUCAAAAUGAAAUACAGAAAAAUAACAUAAUAAAUAAAAAAAUCAAAUAGUUGUAUACAACUCUAAUUUAUGUUUAAUGCUUAAGAUAAUCUUGGAUCGUAAUGUAAACACGAAAUCGUAUCAAGAUUUUUGCUGAGGGAAAAAAAGGUUGAAAGUAAAAGUAGCUUAGAAAUACGGAAAAAAAAACUAUACACAACAACAACAACAACAAUAAUGUCCCACAUUCCAGUUACAUUUUAUAGGCUUAAUUUGUAGAUAAUCUUAAGCUUGAUAGUUGUAGGUAGAGUUUUAGUAUGUCCUUCAAGCAUUCCAUGGUCUUCCUUCAAUUUGAAAUGAUUUCUUUAGAUACAACAAUACACACAUAUA
Molecule: messenger RNA, 3512 nt
Organism: Drosophila innubila
Lineage: Eukaryota; Metazoa; Arthropoda; Insecta; Diptera; Drosophilidae
Gene: bowl
Product: protein bowel
Exons: 4
Coding region: 339-2630 (763 amino acids)
Biological process (GO): embryo development; embryonic pattern specification; embryonic hindgut morphogenesis
Cellular component (GO): nucleus
Molecular function (GO): DNA-binding transcription factor activity, RNA polymerase II-specific; RNA polymerase II transcription regulatory region sequence-specific DNA binding
Source: RefSeq, a predicted model, not a curated record